Necator americanus (New World hookworm) is the source of this 687-nucleotide messenger RNA. RefSeq lists its product as uncharacterized. Gene Ontology annotation, biological process: chromatin remodeling. The transcript has a single exon. The record is from RefSeq and is a predicted model, not a curated record. Gene Ontology annotation, cellular component: nucleus. Lineage: Eukaryota; Metazoa; Nematoda; Chromadorea; Rhabditida; Ancylostomatidae. The coding region runs from base 1 to 687 and encodes 228 amino acids.
AUGAAUGACGGUACACUCGUCAUUCGUGGAGAGAAGGUUCCAUCGCAAAAUGUAGGCGGUGUUGGUUUUGUUGUUCACCCAUCUGUCGUGCAUCUGGUCGACUUUCACGAGAUCCUGUCACCUCGUCUUGCCAGUCUUCGCCUCCGCCCUCUGCGCCAAAAACCCAUCAGUAUCACCAACUGCUACUCACCAACAUCAGCAGCUGAUGAAUCCGAAUUGGACGCGUUUUACGAGGAGUUGGAGGAAGUAAUCCGCAACGAGAAAUUCUUCUACAAAUUCGUUGUCGGAGACUUCAACGCAGAACUAAGAAAGGCCACAGAAGAGGAAUACAGGAUUGGAACAUUUGGACUAGGGGACCGGAAUGAGAAUGGCAAUCGUCCCGCCGGGCUGUUGUCCGCCGCUCGCCCUUUUUAUGGGAACUCUCUUUUCAUGAAGAAAGAUAAUCGUCGGUGGACAUGGGAAUGCUCCAAUGGCGUUACUAGUGCGGAGAUCGACCACGUACUCACCAACCGGAGGUGGUGUCUACUUGACGCCUCAGUAGUACAAUCCUUUUGUAGUGGUUCUGAUCAACGUCUCCUUCGUGCGAAAAUACGACUUAGCCACACGAUUGAAAAGAACAUCUGCUAUCGGCAACGAAGGAGAAAAAAGGUCUACGACGAUUGCAUACUCGAGGACUCUUUGAAUUGA